CGCAGUGACAGACUGGACGGGUGAAGCAGGCGUUGGAGUUGGCUUCGGUGAAGGGAGCUGAUGUGGCCGGAGCGGAGGCGCCAUCACGGCCCGAGUCCUGGUUAAUGCAAAGCGCAGCAGGGAACCGCCAGAAUGAAACGAGGAAGGAAAACCAAUGAGGCCAACAGCAGUUCCUCUGAAGAGACAACUGAGAAAGAAUCAAAGAGGCAGAAGGUUAUUAAAGAUGAGAAAAACAUAGUUGUGCAGAGUCCUGACUGGGCGAACCUUCUUCAAGACAUUAUCCUGCAGGUGUUUCAGUACUUGCCCCUUCUGGAUCGUGCUCAUGCAUCACAGGUCUGCAGAAGCUGGAACCAAGUGUUUCAUAUGCCUGAUCUCUGGAGAUGUUUCGAGUUUGAACUGAAUCAACCAGCUACAUCUUACUUGAGGGCUACUCAUCCUGAACUAAUCAAGCAAAUAAUAAAGAGGCAUUCCAAUCACCUGCAGUAUGUAAGCUUCAAGGUGGACAGUAGCAAGGAAUCUGCAGAAGCAGCUUGUGAUAUUUUAUCACAACUUGUAAAUUGCUCUCUGAAAACACUUGGGCUAAUUUCAACUGCCCGGCCAAGCUUCAUGGAUUUACCAAAGUCCCACUUUAUUUCUGCACUGACGGUGGUGUUUGUAAAUUCCAAGUCACUCUCUUCACUUAAGAUUGAUGAUACACCAGUAGAUGAUCCAUCUCUCAAAGUGCUGGUGGCUAACAACAGUGACACACUCAAACUAUUGAAAAUGAGCAGUUGUCCACAUGUUUCUCCAGCUGGUAUCCUUUGUGUGGCUGACCAGUGUCAUGGCUUACGUGAGUUGGCACUGAACUACCACCUUCUGAGUGAUGAGCUUCUGCUUGCUUUGUCUUCUGAAAAACACGUCAGGUUAGAACACUUACGCAUUGAUGUUGUCAGUGAAAAUCCUGGACAGACUCAGUUCCACACAAUUCAGAAGAGCAGCUGGGACGCUUUCAUCAAGCAUUCUCCUAAAGUAAAUUUAGUAAUGUACUUUUUCUUAUAUGAAGAAGAGUUUGACCCGUUCUUUCGUUACGAAAUACCUGUCACUCAUCUGUACUUUGGAAGAUCAGUAAGCAAAGACGUACUUGGUCGCGUUGGGAUGACAUGUCCUCGGUUAGUGGAACUGGUGGUUUGUGCCAAUGGAUUGCGGCCGCUGGAUGAGGAGCUGAUCCGUAUUGCGGAACGUUGCAAGUAUCUGUCAGCUGUUGGCCUAGGAGAAUGUGAAGUCUCUUGCAGUGCCUUUGUUGAGUUUGUGAAGAUGUGUGGCGGUCGUCUCUCUCAGCUUUCUAUUAUGGAGGAAGUUCUGAUUCCUGAUCAGAAAUACAGCUUAGAGCAAAUUCACUGGGAAGUUUCAAAGCAUCUUGGUAGAGUCUGGUUCCCAGACAUGAUGCCCACAUGGUGAAGUCCUUGAAAGACUUCAGGGCAGAUGGAAUAGCACCUUAAACCCAAGCUUACCCUGUUGCAAUUUACUGAAUAAGCUUAUUUAAUACUAUAGUUCUUACUGUAAGUUACUUCACUGUUUGACUAGAAAAAUGAUUUUUUUCAUUGAAAAAUUAUUUCUAAAGUCCAGGUUCCAAACCAGAAAUCACGGAUAGCUCCAAACGCCUUUUUCAUCCAAACAUAAACCUGUGUUCGGGUUUAGAUUUGAUCUUUCUCAUUGACAGUGACUUCAUACAUUUAUGGAAAUAAAAAAGUGUAUUUAAAAACAGUGACAUGUACUUGCCAAAUGCCAAGUUUUAAUACACUUCUUUGGUUUAGUAUUGAACAUGAUCACAUUUGAUUUAAAAGAAAAAAAAAGCCACCAAAAUUGCAUGCUUCUGUUGCAUACUAGAGCACUUUUAAAUCCAGUCACCUAGGUGACAAGAUCUAGAUUGAGUAGUAUAUAGUAGGCUGUGAAAUAUACAUGUUCUUUUAUAUAAAAGUCAAAAAAGGCAAGAGCAAUACACAGUAGUAGAGUUUAGACAAAAUACUAAGUUUGCUAUUUUAUUCCAUAGAUUAGAGCCAUCUAAAAUGUAUUUAGAGAGCAAAUAGCAGUGCAAGAUACCAAAAGUGAUGCAGGUGUUUUGUUUUUCCCCCCCCCCUUCUCCACCCUGUGCAUUUUAAUGUAGUUUGCUUAUGGGAUCUCAGAUCUGUGUCUAAACCUGUUUUAAGGUAUUUUAUGUCUAGCUCAGGAAGCGAAAGCAUUCUGAGGAAAACUGUAGAUACAUUGUAUUAAAAACACAUUGGAGUUAAUGAGCUUUUCUUACACAUUAACCAGUUUUGCAGCAUGUGGUUAGAUGGACUCUAAUGUAUAGUUUAUUAAAUGAACCCUGCAGUGUUAAAUGCGAUGACAUGGAUGUGGACAGGGUGAGACAAGAAAGCUAAAAUCUGAAUGGUGACCAAGAACAUUUUAACUAAAAUCUUAAGACUUUUUGGCUGCUUUCAGUUUGAGGGAAAUUACAUUGUAACAGUUGCUUACACUGUACAAACUAAUUGUAUACUGUAAAUCUGUUUGGGAAAUGUUUAUGUAUAAAGUGAAUGUUUGAUGAUCAUUUUGUAUAGCAUUAAUUCAGCUAGUUCAAUCAUUUCAUGAUAUCUGAAAACCUAAAAGCAGUAAACUCGCGUGAAGUAGAGCAAUAGGCAGAGAUUUGUUUUGAGUAUUUGGUAAGUCACUUUUAUUAAAGAAAGUUUUUAGUCCAUGCAUGGUGUAGGCAAUGUAUUGCCUGUGAUCCAGAUGUGGCUUGCGACUUCAUUUCUUAGCACCAAGUUCACAUUAUUUUUUCUCUUCUCCAUUCUGGACUGGUAACACUAAAGUAUUCAUGCAACUGUUGAAUGUGUUUGAGAGGUGUGGUCAUCACACCGGCAAGGCAAAGCUGCUCCAGCUGUGGGCUAUACCAAACUCAGCUGGGGACUGAUUCUCAUUUGAGCUGUACAGCUGGUUCUGGUAAGAAGUAGAUUUUCUUCAUUUCUGAUUUCAGUAAUGUUGAUGCAAAUGUAUAGUUAAGUGUAAUACACUUAUGAGCAUACUAAAGUUUAUAUUUUGAGCAAACAUUGCUCGGUGGACUGGACAUCUUUAUAGGGGAGUUGUAUGUUUCUGUAGAGCUUUGAUUUAAAAUUCUCAUUUUAUGAAAUACACGGGUUUUGUAUUAGAAUUUGUUAAAUUCGUGUAAUGCCAUAAUUUGCUUUUAUUUGUA
Molecule: messenger RNA, 3208 nt
Organism: Indicator indicator
Lineage: Eukaryota; Metazoa; Chordata; Aves; Piciformes; Indicatoridae
Gene: FBXL3
Product: F-box and leucine rich repeat protein 3
Exons: 5
Coding region: 133-1437 (434 amino acids)
Biological process (GO): G2/M transition of mitotic cell cycle; regulation of cell cycle; SCF-dependent proteasomal ubiquitin-dependent protein catabolic process
Cellular component (GO): cytosol; SCF ubiquitin ligase complex; nucleus
Molecular function (GO): protein binding
Source: RefSeq, a predicted model, not a curated record